This is a messenger RNA of Paramecium tetraurelia, 2229 nucleotides long. RefSeq lists its product as uncharacterized. The transcript is spliced from 4 exons. Gene Ontology annotation, molecular function: metal ion binding. The record is from RefSeq and is a predicted model, not a curated record. Lineage: Eukaryota; Ciliophora; Oligohymenophorea; Peniculida; Parameciidae.
AUGAGUAAAUCAUAACCAAUAUUUAUAUAUGGGAUUACAAUCAAAGAUGAUAGGGGAAAGUUGAAGAACUGUUAAUUAUGCGGAGCAAAAUUCUCAAUGUCAGUUAAAGAACAUUAAUGUAAGAGAUGCAAAAGAGCAGUUUGUGAUAAGUGUGCUCCAAAUAAAGCUCAAGUUUAGAAGGCAGACGGCCUAUCUAAGAAAUCUCAUCGUCUAUGUAAUUUUUGUAAAGACGAAAGUGACUCACUAAAAAGAUUCUUGGAACAAUACAAAAUAAGCUUUAACAAAGACUCAUUCUCUCAAUAAUGGUUAUAAUCAUUCGGAACUGAUAUUGCAAAAGCCAAAAACGAUUUCUUGAAUGCAUUAGAUGAUGCAAAGCUAUCUAAAGAUACAAAUGCUUAUGAUAUCUUCAAAGCUAAGUUAGAAGUAGUGAUAAAUGACAUUGAUGGAUUUGUGAACUAUUCCAUCAAAGAUUUUAUGGUAGCUGCUUUGAAAAAUGUGGAGUCAUUUCGCCAAAAAGAAGUAGUCAAAACAUCCAUUUUGAGGGUUGCUGGCACACUUCUAUUAUUGUAUCCUCAAAUUGGAUAUUCACAUGAAGUAGUACUCAUUACCUAUUUUCUCCUUUGUUUUGCAUCUGAAGCUUCUGCAUAUAUACUCUUAACUGCUAUAUAUGCCCAUAUCCUCCCAUCUCAAUUGUAUCCCAAGACUAACACUAAAUAUGAUCUCGUUAAUGAAAAUGCCAUUGUGGUUGGCAUACUGAGAGAUGCCCUUCAAGUCGAUUCAAAUGACAUGAGUGUGAUUAAGAGUUUCCUCUCAUAGAAGCUCAGAUGCUACUUAGUUACGUUGAGUAUUAAUCUCUUUUUAUUUGAAACUACCUUUUUCAUUAUAAGUUCUGUAUUAAUGUCUGGUUCAAAUGGUUAUAUGGAUUUACUGGCUCAGAUGGCUGUUUUAUUUUAAUUAUCAAAUCAGGAGAUGCAGAAAAACAAAUUCAAUCAUGAAGAAACAGAAUUGUUCAUGCUCAGAUCACUUAGAACUAAUCAAUUAAGUGUACUUUACAAAUAAACUCAAAAUUGUGAUUUUGAAAGUUACAAGAAAGUUUAUAUCACAACUAGAUCAGAUUCAAUCAAAGUGGAUAAUUUGAAUUUGAGUGCUCGUUAAUCAAUGAUAAAACCUGAUAUGUAGAAAGUAAGUGAAAUUAAUUAGAAACUCUAAGAACAAGUUGAUAGAAGGGAUUUAGAAAAUAAAAAGUUGAAUGAGGAGAUCAUUUAAUUAAGAGAUAAAGUCAAAUAAUUACAAAAGGAGAAUUCUAUACUUCUAAGUUAAUAAUAAAACAAUGAUUCUGAAAUGUAUAAAAUUAAGUUGCAUGAAAUGAGAAUUGACAAUUCAGACUUGAAAUCAUAAAUUGAAUAACUGAAAAAUGAAAUCUCUAAGUAUAAGCUAUAAAUUGAGGAUGAUACAAAAUAGAAAAUAACAAAACAAAAAACUGAAACCAUGGAUAGUGAUUAUGAAAAUGAUUUGUAAGAGAUAUCUCAAUUCAAAUUAAAAUAUGAACAAUAAAUCAGAAAUCUCAAAAAAUAAGCUGAUGAGAAGAAAUAGUAAAAUCAACCUAAUCAAAUUUAAAUUGAUGAAAUUAAAGAGAAUUACGAAAAUAAAAUUAAAUUACUUUAAAAAUAAGUAAUCUAAUUAUAAUCGUAAGAUAAUACUGAAGAAAUAAGAGAUUUGAAAAUCCAAAACCAACAAUUACAAAAAAAAUUAGAAAAAAUGAAAGAUGAAAAGAAUAAAAGUGAAUUAAUAUUAUAAAAAAAUGAUGAGAUAGAAUUAUUAACUGAACUGAAUGAAGAAUUGACUAAGGAAAAUUAACGAUUAGCAAAACAACUCCGAGAUUUAAAAUCGCAGAGUGGUGCUUCAAGUGCCUAAUAGAUAAAAGUAUUGGAAGAGUAAAAUAAAUUAUUAGAGUUGAAAUUGGAAUAAUAUCAUUUAUUGAUAUAAGAGUUGGUUAACAUAAUUGGUAAGGUAAAGUAUGAAAAAUAGAAGUAAUUGGAAUUCUCGGAUAUGAAGUUUAAGCAAAAGGAAGAUUUAGAAGAUGUCAAAAUGGUUGCUGAGAUAAGAACAGUCUAAACUCAAUUAUUGAAGGGAAUGCUGAAAGAAAAUCAAGCUUAGUUAAGUGAUUUGAUGUCUAAUAUAACGCAAAUGCGUCAGGUUCUCGAAAAAUCAAAAUCAUUAAAACUUUGA